Sciurus carolinensis (gray squirrel) is the source of this 2691-nucleotide messenger RNA. RefSeq names its product collagen alpha-1(II) chain-like. Bases 1 to 2691 code for a protein of 896 amino acids. The record is from RefSeq and is a predicted model, not a curated record. The transcript is spliced from 5 exons. NCBI's taxonomy places the organism in Eukaryota, Metazoa, Chordata, Mammalia, Rodentia, Sciuridae.
AUGAGUUCCGGCCCAGAGCGUGGUGAGGAACGGAGUGCGGCCAGCUCUCCGGGCCCUCUGGGGCCCUCCGGCCUCCGGCAGGUGGGUGAGCUGGGGGGCCCGGGGACAGGCCGCGGCCUCUUCCCUGCAGACAUCCGGAGCUCCCGCUGCGACUGCCCACUGGCUGGCCCUGCCUGUGAAGGACCUGCGAGCCUCUUCCCCUGGCUGGAUGACCUGAUGGCGGCGGCGACCUGUCGGAUCCCGGCCCCCAGACCCCGCGGGCGGCCGGGUCUCGGGGUCCAGUCCUGUUCGUCCCAGCCGAAGCCGCCGCAGAGCUCGUGGCGCCUUUGGGUGGCGGCGGGCAUGGCGGGGCGAGAAGAAUGGCGGCCACCCGGACAACGCGGAGGCCGGCAGGGGCUUCGAGGGCCCUCGGUGGAGAGUGGACGCGCCAAAGCUCGGCCGCGCGUUGGACAGAGGAGCCGCGCAGACGAGGGCCCUCCGCGACCGCGCGGGGCGGCUCCUCGAGACCGCGCCCGGUCAGGAUGGGCGAACAAAGGCCUUAACCGUCCCGGAAGUUUCAGCUUUGCAACCAUACUCCCCCCGGAACCCAAAGACUUUGGUUUCCCGGAAGCUGCCCGGCGGGUCAUGGGAAUAACGCCGCCGCAUCGCCAGUCGGCAUCGUUUAUGGUCGGAACUACGACGCGUCGGGCGGCCGGGCAGGCCGGGAGCGAGCGGGAGGGAGAACGCUCCCUCGAGUGCGCAGAGGGGGCCCCGGCGGGAGCGGCAGGGGCGGCGGAGGCGACCGCGGGAAGGACGGCGGCGGGGAGGGGGGGCGGCUCGGAGGGAUCCGGAGACCCGACCGACCGCGACGACCCCGUCGUCCCCGACGUUCCCCGCCCGCCCGUGCGGCGAGGUGGACCCAUUCCGCCCGCCCGGCGGGCCCGGGCGGCAGACCGAGGCGUGCGCGAGGCGGCGUGGAGCCGGCGAGGGGUGGGGGCGCGGCCGCACCCCCCCCCCGCGAAGGAGCAGCGGGCCACCGACGGGCGCGCGAGGGGGGCCCCGGGCGCGAGACCGGACCCGCCGGUCGCAACCGUGCGGCCACCGCGGGGAACCCGACACGAGGCGGCGCGCGCGAGACGGAGACGAGCCCCCUCGCCACCUCUUCCCCCCCCCCCGGGCCUCCCGGGGACGGCGCGGCGCGCGGCCGGGGGCGACUCCACGCGACGGACCGGCCGCGGGCCGGACGCGCACCCGGGUGCGAGAACCCUCGCGCGGCACCGGACGGGUGACCCGCGCAUCGCGGUGGGGGAACGGACACGGCGUCCCCCCCCCGAGCGCCGACACACAACGACGCCAUCGCCAGCGGAAAAGCGGCGGCGGACCGGAGACGGGGCCGCGUCGGGCCCCCCGCGGCAGCGCACGCGGGAGGGGACGACAGAGCAGGCGGGUCCGGGUCAGAGAGACCAGGCGGGGCCCGCCCGGCAGCGCGAGACAGCGGCACCCGGGGGCGUGAGGAGCGGCACCAGAAGGGCGGCGGACGCGGGAGGGCACCCGCCCACCCCGCCGAGGAACCCCGACCCGGGGGAACCAGCCACCGCGGGCGCACCGGCCGACCGAACCCAGGGCAGCACACGGGGUCUCACCGCCAGCACCCGCCAGGCGCAGUGGCGGUCCCGCGUGGCCCGGGACGAGCCGGCCGGGGCCCCUCGGGAACAGCACCGGAACGAGCAUCCCCAGGGACAACCGCCCAUCCAGCGUGCCCACCGCCACACCCGAGACGAGCCCGGGAGGGGGCGGCAGCGCGUCCGCGACGGGUCACCAGGGGAGGAUCGGCGGCAGCGAGGAGAGGGGCAACCCACGCCGAGAUGGAGGGCCCACCAGAGGCGGAGGGGGCAGGGACACGCAGAGAGAGAACCGGGGAGACCUCGGGGCAGAGUCGGGCCGCCAGGAAAACACGCGGGGUCCCACCGCCACACGCGAGGGCGGUCCCGCACCGCCUGCGACGCCGACCCGGCCCUCCGGUCCAAACCCCGGAGCCUCCCACGAGACCCGCCACCCCACCACCACAGGCGGUCCCCUCCACGCGACAAGACGCCUGGCCUCCGAACGCCAGCGGGUGACACCAACCUCGGGCCGGGCGAGGCCCACAACCCGGGAUUCUCCAGCUCCGGGAACCGCUCACUCGCCGCCGCCCCCCCCCCCGCGGGACGCCCCCGGGGGGUCACGGCAGCUCCGCCCCAGCCCGCACACACGCAGGCCGCCCGCCGGCUGCGGCUCGGGUCGGGGGCAGGCAGAGAGCCACUCGCCGCAGGGCGCGGGGAAACGGGACGGGUCCCUUCCCCUCCUCGACACACAUCCCAUGCGGCCCCACCGCGCGCACGCACGCGGCCGCACGAGGCACCAAGCCGCGUACACGGGAUCCCCCCCGACGCCGGACGGCCCGGCCAGGCCCAGCGGGACCCUCCCCCGACUCAGAGAGGGGAGGCGCGGGCCGCGGUAGGCGAAAGAGCAGGCGCACGGCCCCCACCCGCGGGGAGCCGGCGGACCCCUUUCCCUCCCCGCCUUCCCCCACGGGAGGUCGGCGCGGGAGGGGGGGACUCUUGCCUACGCCGACAUAGCGGCGGGGUCAGUGGCUACAACGCACACAAGGCAGGGACGGCCAACGGGGACUCCGACACCCCACACGAGGCACGCCCCUUCACCGAUCGCUAG